AUGCCAUAUAGUAUUGAUACGAUCGUAAAAAUUAUUCAGGUCCGAGAAACUGGUAAAGAUGAAUCGAAUUUUAUUGUUGUAUGGGCAUUGGGUGUUUAUCUUGUUGAGAGUGAAGACCGCGAAAUAGAAAUUACUCUUUUCAUUCCAGUUAAUGAAUACGAGAGAGAUCCUAAC
Dentiscutata erythropus is the source of this 174-nucleotide messenger RNA. The record is from the annotation of a GenBank genome assembly. NCBI's taxonomy places the organism in Eukaryota, Fungi, Glomeromycota, Glomeromycetes, Diversisporales, Gigasporaceae.